UCUCCUCUCCCUCUCCAAAGUUUUCAAAGAACAAAGCACUUCUCUCUCUCUCUCUCUCUCUCAAGCCACAAUUAGAUAGGUUACUUGUCACAAAGAUCACACCUUUUUGUUCAAAGCUUGCACUUUUUGUUGAAAAGCAUAAAUCUUGCUCAAGGUUUUAUUGCAAGGGAUCUCUUUUCCGCCAUAUUCCAACCAUUUUGAUUCAGAAAGUUGGAAAGGUUGAAGUGGGUUUUUCUUGUUUCCUGCUCUCAGAAAAGGUGUCUGAUUUAACCUAGCUAUGGGAUUCUCAUCACAGAGUGGUUUCUAUAUUUCUGGGUUGGAUGAGAUUACACUUGGCUCCAAAUCCAAGGGGGAUUAUAGGUUUUGUCCCCCCUUCAAUUCUUCACAAUAUAAGGAUUCAAAUUCAAGAGCUUUUCCUGUGUUGAGUUGUGAUUUCUUGGGCAAACCCAUUAUUGUCUCAGAUCAAAAGGGUUUUGAGCAUUGGAAGGUCAAAACGCCAAGCGAUUUCUCUGUUCAUGCUCAAGCAUCUAUCUGUGUAAGCCGAGCUAUGAAAUGGUGGGAGAAGACCCUUCAUCCCAACAUGGUGGAGAUCCAUUCUGCUCAAGAACUUGUUGAUUCCUUGAAGAACGCUGGGGAUAGAUUGGUUGUAGUUGACUUCUACUCACCUGGUUGUGGAGGUUGCAGAGCUCUCCAUCCCAAGAUCUGUCAGCAGGCUGAAUUGAACCCAGAUGCAAUUUUUCUUAAAGUUAACUAUGAGGAGCUCAAGACUAUGUGUCAUGCCCUCAACAUUCAUGUGCUACCAUUCUUUAGGUUUUACAAAGGUGCAGAAGGUCGUGUAUGUAGCUUCAGCUGCACCAAUGCCACUAUUAAGAAAUUCAAAGAUGCCAUGGCAAAACAUGGGACUGGCCGUUGUAAUCUUGGGGGCCCAGCAAAAGGUUUAGAUGAAUCUGAGAUGUUAAAGUUAGAUUCAAUGGGUGAAUUAUCAACAACAUCAACAUCUCCUUCCAUGAAGGAAGAAAGAGUGGAGGAUCUAGUCACAGAAAUUAUAGAUAUGGCUGGUGUUUGGAGCAAUGCAAGCCAUAAUAUAGAGCUUCAAGAAGAAAGUUCCAUGGUGAAAGUUUAAAGCAGCUCUCUAUCUCUGGGACAGUUCCUACUUGGUGGUGGUGUUGUACAUAUCUUUUAAUUUUUUGGGUUUUCCAUAAGCAGGGGCUCUGGCUUUUUUUACAUUGAGCCCUGCAAGUUUGGUUAAUCUUAUUAUUAGAUUGGAUAUUGUGAUCUGAUUAAUGAUUUUUAAUCAGAUCAAGCUUGUUAUUUCUUCCAAUUUGCUUGUGGUAGAAUAUGGAGUUACGGAUUUGGUACCUAGAACAAUUUUGCAUUUGU
Messenger RNA from Prunus mume (Japanese apricot), 1380 nucleotides. RefSeq names its product thioredoxin-like 1-2, chloroplastic. Gene Ontology annotation, biological process: cell redox homeostasis. Gene Ontology annotation, cellular component: chloroplast. NCBI's taxonomy places the organism in Eukaryota, Viridiplantae, Streptophyta, Magnoliopsida, Rosales, Rosaceae. The record is from RefSeq and is a predicted model, not a curated record.